GUGAGUGAGCGAGCGAGCGAGCGCGCGCGCGAUGAUCACUACUUCAACUUUUCCUCACUGACGCUCUUCUGUGUGUCUUUUAUCCCCCCCCUCCCUCCACCUCACAGACGGAAAGGUAGCGGAGGCGCGGCGCGGCGGAUGUUCUCACCUCUCAGGCGCGUCUUUAUCAUGGAGAACCGUGUUCUGCUCUCCGUGUCGUUACCGUGAAGCCUCACCGGAGUCAUGUGGAGUUGCACGCGCGCUUUCCUGCACUCGGUUUGCCUCAUUUGGACGGUUUGGUUUGAGGCCUGCUGGGCGUCCGGUUACCUGGAGCUGCGAGUGAUCAGCGUGGAGAACAAGAACGGGGAGCUGGCGAACGGCGGGUGCUGCGGCGGAGAGAGGGGCGCGGGGCAGGGCCAGGGGUGCGGUGCUGUGGAGUGCAACACGUAUUUCAAAGCGUGCCUGAAGGAGUACCAGGUGGAGGUCAUGACCUCGGGAACAUGCACAUACGGAACGGCGAGCUCGCCCGUCGUCGGACGCAACUCGUUUUGGCUUGAUGGAUUCGGUAAUAACCGGAACAAAGGCAGCAACGUCGGGACUUUAAUCAUUCCGUUCCAGUUCGCCUGGCCGCGAGCAUACACACUGAUCCUGGAGGCGUGGGACUGGGACAACAACACCGUCACUGCUGACAAUGACGAGCAGCUGAUCGAGCGCAGUGUGUACCGUGGAGAGAUGAACCCCGGUGAUGAGCGUCAGCCGAUCCAGCACCUCGGCCUCACCGCCACUUUCCAGUACAGCGUGUGCGUGCGCUGCGAUCGCCAUUACUAUGGCAACAAGUGCAACAAACUGUGCCGACCCCGCGACGACCCCUUCGGCCACUACGAGUGCGAUCACCACGGCAACCUGCAGUGUUUGGAGGGCUGGACAGGAUCCGACUGCAACAAAGCGAUCUGUAAGCAGGGCUGCAGUGAGCUGCACGGAAGCUGCACCAUCCCGGGUCAGUGCACGUGUAGUUACGGCUGGCAGGGUCCUCUGUGUGACGAGUGUGUGCCGUACCCGGGCUGUGUUCACGGCACGUGUGUGAAGAGGUGGGAGUGUAUCUGCGAGAAGAACUGGGGAGGGCUGCUCUGUGACAAAGACCUGAAUUACUGCGGGAGUCACCGGCCGUGUGUGAACGGAGGGACGUGCAUGAACACCGAGCCAGACGAGCACCGCUGCGUCUGUCCCAACGGCUACUCGGGCAAGAACUGCGAGAUAGUGGAACACGCGUGCAUGUCCAACCCAUGCGCCAACGGCGGGACGUGCCACGAGGUUCUAUCGGGAUUCGAAUGCCACUGUCCGUCGGGGUGGUCGGGGACGACCUGCGCCAAAGACAAAGACGAGUGCAUGUCCAGUCCCUGUGCACACGGAGGAACCUGCAUCGAUCAGGACAACGGCUUCAAGUGCGUGUGCCCACCACAGUGGACGGGAAAAACCUGCCAGAUAGACGUGAAUGAGUGUGUGAAGAGGCCUUGCGCGAACUCGAUCUCAUGUAAAAAUCUGAUUGGCGGAUAUCACUGCGCCUGCUAUCCAGGGUGGGCGGGACCGAACUGUGACAUCAAUAUUCACACGUGUUACGGCCAGUGCCAGAACGGCGGCACGUGUACGGACGGGCGUCACGGGUACGUGUGCCAGUGCCAGCCGGGGUUUGUGGGUAAGCACUGUGAGGUGCAGCAGAGUGUGUGUGUGAGCUCGCCGUGUCAGCACGGCGGUCAGUGUCGCGCCACACACACCACCUACGAGUGCCAGUGUGUGGGAGGAUACACAGGGACACACUGCGAGGUACAGGUGGACCCGUGCGUUCCUAACCCGUGUGCGAAUAAAGCUCAGUGCCACGCCCUGCAGUCGGGGUUCCACUGCGAGUGUGCUGACGGUUACGAGGGCAGAACCUGCGCCGAGCUGACGGACCACUGCAAGACCAGUUCGUGCCAAGUGAUUGACAGCUGCACCAUUUCCGUGGCGAACAACUCCUCCCAGGAAGGGGUGUGGCACAUUUCAUCCAACGUGUGCGGCCCGCACGGUCGCUGUAUCAGCCAGUCAGGAGGCAACUUCACCUGCGCCUGUCUGCCGGGGUUUACAGGGACCUACUGCCACGAGAAUGUUAAUGACUGCGCUCCGUCUCCGUGUGUGAACGGGGGAACGUGUUUAGACGGCAUUAACUCGUUUAGCUGCAUCUGCCGUAACGGAUGGGAGGGUCAGCUGUGUGACCACGAGGUAAACGAGUGCGAGUCUGAGCCGUGUAUGAACGGUGGUCUCUGUGUGGACCUGCUCAACGACUUUUACUGCCACUGCACCGACAACUGGAAGGGCAAGACCUGUCAAUCACGAGAGAGUCAGUGUGACUCCACGACGUGUUUGAACGGUGGAACCUGCUUUGAUCACGGAGACUCGUACCGCUGUGUGUGUCCACCUGGUUUCGGAGGCAGCACCUGUAACUCAGCGACCAACAGCACGUGCGACUCCCAGCCGUGCGCUAACGGGGGGACGUGCGUCGGAGGGGGCGGAGCUUUCACCUGCAUCUGCAAGGACGGGUGGGAGGGGCCUACUUGUACUGAGAACGUGGAUGACUGCAAUCCCCAUCCGUGUUAUAAUGGAGGAGAGUGUGUGGACGGAGUGAACUGGUUCCGGUGUCAGUGCGCUCCUGGGUUUGCCGGUCCCGACUGUCGCAUCAACGUGGACGAAUGUCAGUCGUCUCCUUGCUCUUACGGAGCCACGUGUGUGGACGAGAUUAACGGAUAUCGGUGUGUGUGUCCUCUGGGCCGAGCUGGAUCCCGCUGUCAGGAGUUUAUCGGUGUUGGUAAGGCGUGUCAGCACUCGGGCGUGUCCGUUCCUCACGGCUCUCGCUGGGAAGACGAGUGUAACGGCUGCCAGUGCGUGAACGGGAAUAUCAAGUGCACCAAAGUGCAUUGCGGCGGUCGGCCGUGUCUGCUCGGCUCUCGGGACCCUCAGUGCGCCGGAGGCCAGGAAUGCACGCCGCAUCACUUCCUGUUUUGUCUCCGCCCACCGUGCCAGCAGUGGGGCGUGUGCUCCGAUUCCAAUCCUCUACCAAUCGGCACCGAGUGUCAGCCCAACAACGACCACGCGGACAGCGACUGUGCACGCGUCACACUCGUGUUCGAUACAGACAGUGUGCCUCCGGGAACAACUGUCGACGGGAUCUGUUCCGAACUCAGAUAUCUCCCGAUCACGCGAACCCUCGCCCGAGACCGCACCCUCUUUAUUCUCUGUGACCAAUCACAUUCGAGCAGGAACGCCGUGGAGGUUGCCAUGUCAUUUGAACAGAGUGCAGCGUUCGAGGAGCACGCAGACAUACAGGAAGUAGUCAGCUCCAUCAUCAGCAUCCUCUCCAAACGCCACAACAGCACGCUGUUGCUGGCCAUCCGAGAGGUCAAAGUUGAAACGCAGGUCCUGCCCAAAACGCUGGAUUACCUGGUCCCACUGCUGUGUGUGCUGUUCUCCGUGUUGUGGAUCUCCUGCACGGUGGUGUGUGUCUGCUGGUUCCGCAAGCGCAGGAAAGACCGAGAACGCGUCGACGCGCCGGUGGAGGAGAGCAUCAAUAACCAGCGAGGGGCGUUCCUGAGAAUCCAGUCCUCUUGCAGGGAGGACAGGAGGAGCGUGACGUAUCCGCUGGACCGGAUCGGAGACGGAGCGGAGAAACAGGACGAAGACGAGGAGGAGGACGACGACAGAGAGGAGGACUGCAGCCCAGGGCUGGUGGUGGAUAAGUGCCCCUCCUUAACGUACGCUAAAGGGGAGGUAGUGUACAGCGUUUGCACCGCAGCCCCGCCACAUCCUUUAAGGACGCACUACAGCACCAAAGACAACCGUUGCAAAGACGUGAACCGGAGUGAGCGAAUCAACGAUCGCUACGUAUGAGCAGAACCGUCUGGAGCUAGUCCGGAUCCUUCACCCUCUUCUGUUUCUGUUUACACUUGCCUUAUUGUUUGUUUUCUUUUUUUUUUGUAAAAAUAAAGGACCUGUCUUUAGGGGCGCGACGGGGAAUUUGGUCGGAGGUGAAUCUAGAGACGGCAGCUCGGAUCUCGAUUAGUAGUUUUGGGUUUUCUUUGAGUCGUGACGUGCGUGAAACGUGCGUCAUACGACACGUGACGUCGGCGUAUAUCCCGGACGAUAAGAUGCGUUUAUUCCUCUGCUGGUGCAACACUUACAGCAAAGUCAUGUUUAUAUUGUUAUUUUUACCGUUAAAUCGAACUACAGUGAAACGCAACGUUUUAUUAUCCAUUCAUCCUUUAUUUCAUAAACUGCAGAUCGAAGAUUUUAUCUUCCGUUCUUAUGUCGAUUUUUUUUCCCCCUCCAAGGUGGCAACAUCUGUAUUCUCGCAAAUAUGUUCUUUAAAAAGAAACAACACUGUCUUAAGGGGGGUGGGGUGGGGUGGGGUGGGGCGGGGGGGACAAACAAAACAAAUAUUUCCAGCUGUAAACAAUGACUCGAAUGUUUGGUCAGUUUAAGCAAUUAAACUUCAAAUAAAAAGUCGUUUUACUAAGUUUAGGGGGUUUUUUUUUGUUUUUUUUUCCCCCCUCUAUAAAACUGACAAAAAAAAAUUCCCAGCGAUAUAAAGUGACACCAAUUUCUAAAUUAAACAAUUAAAACAAUCAUAAAACUUUAAUAAGAAACUGAAGGCCUAAAAAAAAAAAAAAAAGAAAAAAAAAAGAUCUGUAAUAGAGAACCGUACAAAACAUUACUGUGUGGUUUAUUUGUGUGUGUGAUUGUUUUUUUUUUUUUUUUUUAAAGUAACAGAAGGUUGUUUAGGGGGUGUAGAAGAAUCAUCGCCGCAUUAGGUUUAGGAAAAUGGUUCGUGGGGUUGUAAUAUUGAUGCAUCGUCGCAUCGUCUUCCACCGAGCGGUGAGUCGGGUGAAAUCAGACGCUUCAGUAAUCAUGACGACUGCAAAAAAAAAAAAAAAAAAUU
Messenger RNA from Ictalurus punctatus (channel catfish), 4942 nucleotides. RefSeq names its product jagged canonical Notch ligand 2a (gene jag2a). Gene Ontology annotation, molecular function: Notch binding; calcium ion binding. The transcript is spliced from 26 exons. The coding region runs from base 223 to 3894 and encodes 1223 amino acids. Gene Ontology annotation, biological process: establishment or maintenance of epithelial cell apical/basal polarity; heterophilic cell-cell adhesion; Notch signaling pathway. Gene Ontology annotation, cellular component: protein-containing complex; plasma membrane. NCBI's taxonomy places the organism in Eukaryota, Metazoa, Chordata, Actinopteri, Siluriformes, Ictaluridae. The record is from RefSeq and is a predicted model, not a curated record.